Mycetomoellerius zeteki is the source of this 346-nucleotide messenger RNA. RefSeq names its product ribosomal protein L31 (gene RpL31). NCBI's taxonomy places the organism in Eukaryota, Metazoa, Arthropoda, Insecta, Hymenoptera, Formicidae. Gene Ontology annotation, cellular component: cytosolic large ribosomal subunit; ribosome. The transcript has 2 exons. Gene Ontology annotation, biological process: cytoplasmic translation. The annotation marks the transcript as partial. The record is from RefSeq and is a predicted model, not a curated record. Gene Ontology annotation, molecular function: structural constituent of ribosome.
ACUGUGAAUCUUCACAAGCGUCUUCAUGGUGUUGGAUUUAAGAAGCGCGCUCCACGAGCCAUCAAGGAGAUCAGGAAGUUUGCAGAAAAGCAGAUGGGUACACCUGAUGUUAGAAUAGAUACGCGUCUCAACAAGCAAUUGUGGUCAAAAGGCAUCAGGAAUGUUCCCUUCAGAGUUCGUGUAAGACUAAGCAGGAGGAGGAACGACGAUGAGGACUCUGCAAAUAAGCUGUAUACUCUUGUCACAUAUAUAUCUGUUUCAUCGUUCAAGGGACUCCAAACUGAGAAUGUAGAUGCUAGCCAAGAUUAAUGUAUUUCUAUAUAAUAAAUAAUGAUGAACUGAACUC